AUGAAUCUGCGCUCGUUACUUUUCGCCGCAAUUGCCACCGCUACGCUUUACUCUGUUAGAGGUACCAAAAUCGACCACGACAAGGUUCAGCCCUUCGCCCAGCCUGAGCCGGCCACCGUGUCCGAGAAGGCUGCCGUCAAGUUCAAGCCGAGUCUCAUUUUCAGUUACGCAUGCCACCCAUACCCUGGGGUGAGACGAGCGGAGGACUCAAAGGAACUGGGGAUCUCGAUUCCGACUGCGAAGGGUCCAGCCUGGGGUCUCAAGUGUACGGACGAGCAGUUUCGAUUCGGGAUGUGGGUCAGCGCCGUUGUGUGGCUCGAUAACCCCGCCUUGAAGAAGCCAGAGAUUCGCAAACGGACACUCCGUGGGUUCACGCGAUGUGGCUAUACGUCGUGCACUCCAUAUUUCACGGACUAUUUCAACGACACCAGCCCCAUCCUCGUGUACUCGGAUCUUGAAAGAACGCACGGUAGCAAGUUAUUCAUGAGUACGGCGAAUGACACGCGUGAACCCCAGGACCUCAUCAUGUGGGAGCAGUUGACGGAGGAGGCACGUAGCGCUCUAAGCGAGACCGACUUUGGGGAGAAGACCAAGGUCCCGUUCGUCGACGCCAACUUCGAGGCAAACCUCAACGCGGCUCGACGGUCCUUUUAG
Messenger RNA from Phytophthora sojae, 654 nucleotides. RefSeq lists its product as hypothetical. The record is from RefSeq and is a predicted model, not a curated record. The coding region runs from base 1 to 654 and encodes 217 amino acids. The transcript has 2 exons. Lineage: Eukaryota; Oomycota; Peronosporomycetes; Peronosporales; Peronosporaceae.